Molecule: messenger RNA, 2400 nt
Organism: Arabidopsis thaliana (thale cress)
Lineage: Eukaryota; Viridiplantae; Streptophyta; Magnoliopsida; Brassicales; Brassicaceae
Gene: FTSZ2-1
Product: Tubulin/FtsZ family protein
Exons: 6
Coding region: 672-2108 (478 amino acids)
Biological process (GO): chloroplast fission
Cellular component (GO): contractile ring; chloroplast stroma; chloroplast thylakoid membrane
Molecular function (GO): GTPase activity; identical protein binding; GTP binding
Source: RefSeq, marked reviewed
GAAUUUGAGAUAUUUACUAGUCAGAAAACACCAAAACCCUCCGUUUCGUGGGUUUCCUCCAGACCUUGAGCUCCUUGUUCAAUUCACACUUUUUCUCUCCCAACUCUUCUUCCAGGUUUCCUCUGCUACUCUCAGGUUUCUCUUCUCCACUUCCCUCCAGCUUUAUCCUUUUGAUUUCGUCCUCCAUCUUACUGUAUUUACCCAAAAAUCUAAGCUUUUCUCAGUGUUCUUCCAUUUCUCUACUUUGUUUUCAUGUAAUGCUGCAAACUUCGCAAUACCCAUCUUCAAUUUCUUCAAUUCGUAAUGGGAAAAAGCAUUUUAGUUUAAUUUGGGUUUUGUGGUUCCUCACUUGUUUCAUUCUUCUAAGUCUUAAACCAUCCACUGAUUCUCAAUUUCUGAGGAUUUGAUAUCUAUUGCUGGUUAACAAUGGAGCAUAGAUGCGACUGGGUUUUGUUUAUGUUAACUUUAUGAAUGUAAAUCACACUGCUUUGUGGCUACUUUGUGGAUUUCGUGUUUUACUUUGUGGCUGAAUCAUAUAACUCUAAAUUGAGAGCUUUGGGUUUGACCAUUUAGCUUUUUAUGAACAGGUCUUGUUAGGGAAGUAAUCAGUGGAAUUGGAUUUAGUCUUUUGGUUCUGAAUUUUGUAAAGUCCUGCAGUGAUUGGUCUCAUUAUGGCAACUUACGUUUCACCGUGUUUUACUCCUUCGGAUUCUCGGUUACUAACUGUUCUUAGAAAGAAUGUUUUACCGGAGAAUCAUUUAGGCAGGUUGAACUCCAUUAGAACGAUUGACAGUAAGAAAAACCGAGUUGUUGUUGCCGCUCAGAAAUCUGAAUCUUCUCCAAUCAGAAACUCUCCACGGCAUUACCAAAGCCAAGCUCAAGAUCCUUUCUUGAACCUUCACCCGGAAAUAUCUAUGCUUAGAGGUGAAGGGACUAGUACAAUAGUCAAUCCAAGAAAGGAAACGUCUUCUGGACCUGUUGUCGAGGAUUUUGAAGAGCCAUCUGCUCCGAGUAACUACAAUGAGGCGAGGAUUAAGGUUAUUGGUGUGGGAGGUGGUGGAUCAAAUGCUGUGAAUCGUAUGAUAGAGAGUGAAAUGUCAGGUGUGGAGUUCUGGAUUGUCAACACUGAUAUCCAGGCUAUGAGAAUGUCUCCUGUUUUGCCUGAUAAUAGGUUACAAAUUGGUAAGGAGUUGACUAGGGGUUUAGGUGCUGGAGGAAAUCCAGAAAUCGGUAUGAAUGCUGCUAGAGAGAGCAAAGAAGUUAUUGAAGAAGCUCUUUAUGGCUCAGAUAUGGUCUUUGUCACAGCUGGAAUGGGCGGUGGAACUGGCACUGGUGCAGCCCCUGUAAUUGCAGGAAUUGCCAAGGCGAUGGGUAUAUUGACAGUUGGUAUUGCCACUACGCCUUUCUCGUUUGAGGGUCGAAGAAGAACUGUUCAGGCUCAAGAAGGGCUUGCAUCUCUCAGAGACAAUGUUGACACUCUCAUCGUCAUUCCAAAUGACAAGUUGCUUACAGCUGUCUCUCAGUCUACUCCGGUAACAGAAGCAUUUAAUCUAGCUGAUGAUAUACUCCGUCAGGGGGUUCGUGGGAUAUCUGAUAUCAUUACGAUUCCUGGUUUGGUGAAUGUGGAUUUUGCUGAUGUGAGAGCUAUAAUGGCAAAUGCGGGGUCUUCAUUGAUGGGAAUAGGAACUGCGACAGGAAAGAGUCGGGCAAGAGAUGCUGCGCUAAAUGCAAUCCAAUCUCCUUUGUUAGAUAUUGGGAUUGAGAGAGCCACUGGAAUUGUUUGGAACAUUACUGGCGGAAGUGACUUGACAUUGUUUGAGGUAAAUGCUGCUGCAGAAGUAAUAUAUGAUCUUGUCGAUCCAACUGCCAAUCUUAUAUUCGGUGCUGUUGUAGAUCCAGCCCUCAGCGGUCAAGUAAGCAUAACCCUGAUAGCUACGGGUUUCAAACGACAAGAAGAGGGAGAAGGACGAACAGUUCAGAUGGUACAAGCAGAUGCUGCGUCAGUUGGAGCUACAAGAAGACCCUCUUCUUCCUUUAGAGAAAGCGGUUCAGUGGAGAUCCCAGAGUUCUUGAAGAAGAAAGGCAGCUCUCGUUAUCCCCGAGUCUAAAGCCCAAUCUAAUCACUACCCUGCACACUGCAGCAAUAACAAACGUGUGUGUACUGGUAGUCUGGUACUGCCUUCUGGGAUACAGCAAGAUGUGUUGAUGUAUGAUCAAGAAUCUGUGUGGGUGUGUAUAUGUUCUGUCACUGCCUCUGGUCGUGUUCUUGAAUAGGUUGUUUUAGAAAUCGGAGUUUCUCUCUAUGUCACUUCCAAAACAAAAAAGGAGAAGAAGAAUCACACUUCUCGAACCAUAAACAUACUUAUAAGAUUAUGAGAGUUUUAGCAGAAAUUAUUGUCA